CACCAUCCUCCAGUGUCGUUGGUGCAGAAGAAGACUUUGUCAAACAGUCAUGACCUUGCACGACAAACAAAUCCGUGUGUGCCACUUGUUCGAGCAGCUCAGCUCAGCUACCGUAAUUGGGAAUGGCGACAAACAUAAACAUAGCGAUAGGCUGAAGAACGUUGGUAAACUUCAGCCUGGUGCUAUCUUCUCCUGCUUCCAUCCCGACCACUUGGAGGAAGCACGCCACCUGUAUGAGGUCUUCUGGGAGGCUGGAGAUUUUAAUGAUUUUAUCGAGAUAGCGAAGGAAGCUCGUACCUUCGUGAACGAAGGCCUGUUUGCCUUCGCUGCUGAAGUUGCUGUGCUUCACCGUGACGACUGCAAGGGCCUGUACGUUCCCCCAGUUCAAGAAAUCUUCCCUGAUAAGUUCAUCCCAUCUGCAGCUAUCAACGAGGCCUUUAAGAAGGCUCAUGUGCGACCAGAAUUUGACGAGUCUCCAAUUCUAGUGGAUGUGCAAGAUACUGGAAAUAUUCUGGACCCUGAAUAUCGUUUAGCCUACUACCGUGAAGAUGUAGGCAUUAACGCUCACCAUUGGCACUGGCAUCUGGUUUACCCAUCAACAUGGAACCCGAAAUACUUUGGCAAAAAGAAAGACAGAAAAGGAGAACUGUUUUAUUACAUGCACCAACAGAUGUGUGCCAGGUAUGACUGUGAGCGGCUUUCCAACGGUAUGCAUCGUAUGUUGCCAUUCAACAACUUCGACGAGCCACUGGCCGGAUAUGCUCCUCAUCUGACUCAUGUUGCUAGCGGAAAAUAUUACUCUCCUCGUCCGGAUGGUUUGAAACUUAGAGAUCUGGGUGAUAUCGAGAUUUCAGAAAUGGUGCGCAUGCGGGAAAGAAUUUUGGACUCCAUUCAUUUGGGAUAUGUCAUCAGCGAAGACGGCAGCCACAAGACACUGGACGAACUUCACGGAACUGAUAUUUUGGGUGCUUUAGUUGAAUCCAGUUACGAAUCCGUUAACCAUGAAUACUAUGGAAACCUACACAACUGGGGCCAUGUGACUAUGGCUCGUAUCCAUGACCCUGAUGGCAGAUUCCAUGAGGAACCAGGGGUGAUGAGUGACACUUCCACUUCCCUCCGUGACCCAAUCUUCUACAACUGGCACAGAUUCAUUGAUAACAUAUUCCACGAAUACAAGAAUACACUGAAGCCCUAUGACCACGACGUGCUAAACUUCCCAGACAUUCAAGUCCAGGAUGUUACCUUGCACGCCAGGGUUGACAACGUAGUUCACACUUUCAUGCGCGAGCAGGAGCUUGAGUUGAAGCACGGCAUUAAUCCAGGAAAUGCUCGUUCUAUUAAGGCUCGCUAUUACCACCUCGACCACGAGCCUUUCAGCUAUGCCGUUAACGUCCAGAACAACAGCGCCUCUGAUAAGCAUGCCACUGUCCGUAUCUUCUUGGCACCUAAAUACGAUGAACUUGGCAACGAGAUCAAGGCCGAUGAGCUUCGUCGUACAGCUAUUGAACUGGACAAGUUCAAGACAGAUUUACACCCCGGUAAGAACACUGUGGUUCGUCAUUCCCUGGACUCCAGCGUGACCCUCUCCCACCAACCUACGUUUGAGGAUCUAUUGCAUGGAGUAGGACUGAAUGAGCAUAAGUCAGAGUACUGCAGCUGCGGAUGGCCUAGCCAUCUGCUUGUCCCCAAAGGCAACAUAAAAGGAAUGGAAUAUCAUCUGUUCGUCAUGUUAACAGACUGGGAUAAGGAUAAGGUCGACGGUAGUGAAUCAGUUGCUUGUGUAGACGCUGUCAGCUACUGUGGAGCCCGAGACCACAAAUAUCCUGACAAGAAACCCAUGGGUUUCCCAUUCGAUAGACCUAUCCAUACAGAACACAUCUCUGAUUUCCUGACCAACAACAUGUUUAUCAAGGACAUCAAAAUAAAAUUCCACGAAUAGUCAGAUGUUUAAUACUUGUUACCGUGAUCAGAUGGCUGAUUUUUGUGGUGGAAAAAAAUAUAAUUGGAACAGUUUUUCGAUAAAUUGUUUUGGGGUAGCCUAACCCAGUAUAAACAACGCACAUACACAUAAAUUUAUUUCUCAAAUUAUUUAACAUGUAGUAAGUUAAAGUCUGUGGAUUAAGAAAUAUUUAAAGAAUGUUUUUGCUUAGCUGAUGAACCUCUUGCGUGUAUGUUACAUUUCAUUAUUCUUAGGUCUGACUGCAGAAUUUAAAUAAAUUGACCAACAACUAAUAA
Molecule: messenger RNA, 2235 nt
Organism: Limulus polyphemus (Atlantic horseshoe crab)
Lineage: Eukaryota; Metazoa; Arthropoda; Merostomata; Xiphosura; Limulidae
Product: hemocyanin II
Molecular function (GO): oxidoreductase activity
Source: RefSeq, marked provisional